Messenger RNA from Larimichthys crocea (large yellow croaker), 3324 nucleotides. Its product is annotated as carnitine O-palmitoyltransferase 1, liver isoform. Bases 211 to 2568 code for a protein of 785 amino acids. NCBI's taxonomy places the organism in Eukaryota, Metazoa, Chordata, Actinopteri, Sciaenidae. Gene Ontology annotation, cellular component: mitochondrion. The record is from RefSeq and is a predicted model, not a curated record. Gene Ontology annotation, molecular function: carnitine O-palmitoyltransferase activity. The transcript is spliced from 19 exons. Gene Ontology annotation, biological process: carnitine metabolic process; fatty acid metabolic process.
UCCACCGCGUUGAUAGCGACAUUUCCGACGGUCGCUGAAGGCAGCAUCAGCUCCAUCCAGGAGAGCAUCUGUUAGUAUACAGCUGUGUUCAGCCGAGGAGGGGGGCCGACAGCACGGCGACAGACACCCGGGUUAACAGCCCCGUUCUACCGGUCCGGACUGUCGACACGUCACUCCCUUUUGUAAACAACAACAACAACAACAGAAAACAUGGCAGAAGCCCACCAGGCGGUGGCCUUCCAGUUCACCGUCACUCCGGAGGGCAUCGAUCUGCAGCUGUCCCACCAGGCCCUCACUGAGAUCUACCUCUCCGGUGUGCGCUCCUGGAAGAAGCGUAUCGUCAGACUCAAGAACAGUGUGAUAACAGGGGUAUAUCCUGCUAGUCCGUCCUCCUGGCUUUUUGUGGUCAUAGCAAUCCUGGCUACAAUGUACACUCGCUCCGACCCCUCCAUGGGACUCAUAGCCAAGAUACAGGAGCACCUGCCAGUCAGUCAGUCGAUGAGUACCCAGUGCCAGGCCUUGUUGUCGGCAGUGCUCUUCAGCACCAUGCUAUGGCUCUUGCUCAUCUUCACCAUGCGCAUGUGCCUCAAGCAGCUCCUCUGCUACCACCGCUGGAUAUUCGAGCAGCACGGCAAGAUGUCCAACACCACCAAAGUCUGGGUGGCGCUGGUGCGGAUCUUUUCUGGCAGAAAGCCUCUGCUCUACAGCUACCAGGGUUCACUGCCAAACCUGCCUGUGCCUGUCAUCAAGGACACAGUCAAGAGGUACAUGGAAUCAGUGCGUCCGCUGAUGGAUGAUACCGAGUAUGAACGCAUGGCCAAGCUGGCAGCAGAGUUUGAGACCGGGCUCGGUAAUCGCCUGCAGUGGUACCUCAAACUCAAAGCUCUCUGGUCCUCCAACUAUGUUAGUGACUGGUGGGAGGAAUACGUCUAUCUACGUGGACGGAGCCCAAUAAUGGUCAACAGCAACUAUUAUGGCAUGGACUUCUUGUAUGUGACACCCACACCUAUCCAGGCGGCGAGGGCAGGCAACAGUAUUCAUGCAUUCUUCUUAUACCGCCAAAAACUCAACAGAGAAGAGAUCAAACCUAGUCGUAUACCAGGCACUGUCAUUCCUCUGUGUGCAGCUCAGUAUGAGAGGAUGUUCAACACUACACGCACUCCUGGAGAGGAGACCGAUACUCUGCAACAUUGGCAGGACAGCGACCAUAUAGCAGUAUACCACAGAGGACGCUACUUUCGUCUAAAGGUGUACCAGGCAGGCAGACUCCUGUGCCCAAGAGAGAUUGAAUUUCAGAUUCAGAGGAUCCUCGAUGACCCUACACCUCCUUCCAAAGGAGAAGCCAAUCUGGGAGCCCUGACAGCUGGAGACAGAACUCCAUGGGCUAAAGCCAGGGCGAAGUAUUUCAGCAGUGGGGUCAAUAAACGCUCUCUGGACUGCAUCGAGAAAGCCGCCUUCUUUGUGACCCUGGAUGAUGAUGAACAAGGCAUGAGGGGAGAUGACCCAGCAGCUAGUUUAGAUAACUACGCCAAAGCCUUGUUGCAUGGGAAAUGUUAUGACAGGUGGUUUGACAAGUCCUUCCAGGUCGUUUACUUCAGCAAUGGCAAGAAAGGCAUAAAUGCGGAACACGCGUGGGCUGAUGGGCCGGUGUUAUCACACGUAUGGGAGUACACCCUGGCCACUGACUGUUUCCAGCUCGGUUACAAUGAAGAGGGCCACUGCAAAGGAGAAGUGGAUUCAUCUCUACCACGACCACAGAAGCUGAACUGGGAAAUCCCUCCUGAGUGCGAGGAGCAGAUCUCUCAGUCUCUGGCAGUGGCCCAGGCCUUGGCUGACGAUGUGGACAUGCACGUUUUUGCCUUCCGAGACUUCGGAAAAGGAAAGAUCAAGAAGUGCCGAGUCAGUCCAGAUGCUUUCAUUCAGAUUGCUCUUCAGAUGGCCUACUACAGGGAUCGGGGCACUUUCUGUUUGACGUAUGAAUCCUCCAUGACCCGUCUGUUCAGGGAGGGCAGGACCGAGACGGUUCGCUCUUGUACCAAUGAGACCACCGCCUUCAUCCGAGCGAUGGAGGGUGGAGAGGCAGCAGAUGUGUGCAGGCGUUUGUUCCGCACAGCGUCGGAAAAGCAUCAGCAUCUAAACCGCAUGGCUGCGACUGGAGCUGGUAUUGACAGACACCUCUUCUGCCUCUACGUGGUGUCCAAAUAUCUCGGAGUGGAAUCUCCGUUCUUGAAAGAGGUGCUGUCCGAGCCCUGGCGGCUGUCCACCAGUCAGAUUCCUUUCCAGCAGUUGAACCUAUUUGACAUAAUCCGCUAUCCAGAGUACGUCUCCUGUGGAGGGGGCUUUGGACCGGUGGCUGAUGACGGUUAUGGGGUAGCCUACAGCAUUUUGGGAGAGAACAUGAUUAACUUCCAUGUCUCGUGCAAGCACUCAUGUCCAGACACUGAUGCCCAUAGGUUUGGUGAGCGGAUCAGAAAAGCCUUACACGACCUGCUAGACCUGCUGGGCCCCAACCAAAAAGAGCCCAACAACACAGAAGAGAGGCGGCCAGAGGUCAAGAAAAACCUGUAGGCGGUUACUCAGGGGAAAAAGGAUGCUGAAGGGAAGGUGCACAAACAUACGUGUUACACUAUGAAUUGAGGAGAGACAGUUGUUUUUUUUCCCUCAUGCAUUUUAUAGCCAGCCUGAUAACAUUCAAGAGACAGCUCUGUGAGGAAACUGAUAUAAUGGAGGUGAUGUUUUCACUGAUUUGCAUCUGUAUUUGUGUAUGUAUAUUAGCUGUGUGGUAUGUGUGUGAGAAGGAAAAAGGACCCUAGAAUAACAAGUGUAAUUCAAGUACAGGGAAAAAAAUCAAAUCAAUAAAACCUCAAUGACGUUUGAUUAUUAUAUGACGGCUGUGAAUUGCACCAAUCAAAGUUAGGGUAGAAGUUCCUGGAACAUAAUCUCAUCACAGGAAGUAACUUAAUAUAAACUCAAAUGUUUAAAAUCAUUACGUAUACCACACUUUUUUGUGCCAUUUUUUUUUUUUUUGAACUUUUUUGAUAAAUGAUUGGAAGUGUGUGUGUGUGUGACAUUCUCGGAGCAUUAGUGAAGAGAGAAAACAUACUGGCCCGUCGAAGUGAUUCCAGUUUCUGCCAUCUGAAUGCAACAUAGCUGUAACAGUGACACCGGGUAUUUUAAAAAUGUAGAAGUCUGUGACUUCUCUGUGUUUACUCAUUAUGUAUAAAUCUGCUUUCUAUAACAACACGAUUGUAAAGCCGUGCUGAGUGCGACCAGCUGUUUAUACGUGUAGUGACAUGACAUGAAUUUAUUAAAUCCAUACUCUUA